AUGGCGACACAAGAAACCACCCCCAUUUCCGACGAAGUCCCCUCUCCUUCCUCUUCCCAAGUCUCUUCAUCCUCAAGCGAUUCUGGGUUCCCGAAUACUUCUCUAUCCUCGAGCACCUCUGGAUUUCUAUCCUCAAGCACCUCUUCCGGGGUUCCUUCACCGAUCAACACGACCGGGCUGAACAGCACCCUCGCCUCCCAUACGCCUGUCCCUACUGAUAAUGCUCCGCAAAAGCCUACGCCCCCAACAGCGGCAGCACAGUCGCCUCACGCCCUCGCGAUCAAGUCGACGGAGCGCGACCACGUGAACUUGAAUCAUUUUCUGCUCAGCGCUACGCCCGAGCGGGAAAUCGUGUCCGAACUCUCCUCGAUCCGGAACCUUUUGGAGGCUCACGUGGAGGAACACUACCAUCUUCAGCCGGUCCGGUGCGAUGUGGCCCUUCUCACCAACGCGGUCUCGAACCUUGGUCUGGGGAGGCAGGGGAGUCUGUCUCCGGCGGAGGCUACUUCUCUCGCGCUGAACCCGCAGACGCGCUACGCGACACUUCGCCAUAUCCUCUCCGAGGUCAUCUUCAGCAGUGCAAGCCUCCACGGACAAUGCCCCAUAUCAAUUCUACCUGCCCCCAUGGCCAUGUUCGCUCAGUCCAUCCCGCCUGUCGAAUCAAAAUUGGGCAAUGCGGAGGCUACCUUGCUGGCACUAACAAAAUGGCGAACGAUAUCCACGUUUCUUCUUAGCCCAUGCCGCAGCGAUCGCUCCCCGCUCCAAGUCGACAAAGUUGCGUCAGCGGGUCAAGUAGACGCUCUCGCCAGUUCACUAAAUGGGUUCCUUGAGCCCUUUAUCACUCCUGACCCCUCAGGCCGCCUCCAGCAGGUUGAACACCUGAAGGCCGUAAUCUUGGAGAUCGCUAAGCUAGGCUAUAUUAUACUAUCACAGCCCUCCGAGUGGGAGUUUAGUCAUAGGGAAGAUCUUCGCGGCCAAGGGACCUUCGUCUUCUCUCCCGGCCUCGCAAAGACCCGCGAUAGGGAAGGGAGAGCAUACCAGCCCCUAAGAACAACCCACAAGGUCGUAGAGUUGUCGGGCGUGAAAGCCCUAUACCACGCCGUUGCCUUUACUAUCGAGUUGGAUCAAGUGCCGACUGCUAUCCGAACAUGCAUCGAACUCGUCCGUACCUGCCAUGCUGACCUGUGCGACCUCAUCGACAUGCGCAACGAGUACCUGCCUCUGCUCGAAACCCACCCAAAAAUACUGGAUCGCAUGAAUGGAGUCAUCUCAAAGGCCUACAAGAGUCUCCAAGACGUAUGCCACCUUGUUGAGAAGUGCCGGCCCGUUCCCGGAAGCAACAAAACGACCUUCCGGCGACGGCUGGGAUGGGUUCUCGUGGACUCAUCCACUUUUAAGCAAUACGAGCCCGUGAUCAGUCGGGACCACAGCACCGUCCUUGCCGAGUUCAACUUGUUGAGGCACUUGGCCAUGAACUCUGGAACUUCUGGAGUUCAGAGCGAGGGCGGAAGAUUCAAUGGAGAAUCGACGCCCGCCGCAUAUCGCCCAACAUUCGACAACAUUGAGAUUCUGGGAGAUAUGAUGGGAGGGUCUGCUAGAGCCGCAGUUAUGGCGGGACCGGUUCCGCCGCCGCCCUAUCGUACCACCUCGUGGGAUAACCCGACCGCUUCCUUGGAGGAUACGUUUCUGAAAACCGGCGUUUAUGAUCGAAAAGAGGCUGCAGACAAGGCGUCAUCGCCCACCGGUAACUCGAUGUUUGCCCUUGCGGGCGAGCCCCUUGACCACGCGCCGAAACAAACGAUGCCAGGGGCGAGCAAGAAAGAAAUAUUCCUUUCGAAUGAGCGGCUUGAGGCGUUGAAGGCAGCACGAAAUCUAUCAAGGGUAUCUAUCACAUCUCUUAUAAAUCAAGAUGUAGUCACAUCGGUGACCAGUCCCCAUUUCGCCGAAAACCACGGACCCGCUUCUCUCUGCGCUGAGGUCGGUAGUCGUGCCUCUCUAAUAUCGCCGUCUCGGGACCUGCCAGACACCCUCCAGGUCAGCAACACAUUGCCGGCCUCUGGUUCGCCAGAUGAUGAAAGCAAGGACGAACCGCGGGAACCGCUAAGCUGGGACCUAGCACCAGAGGCGCCUAGCCAGAUGCACUCUUGGAGCACGGAUCAGAUCAGCCGUUCCGAAACAGAGACCGGGCCAAUAAAUCAGAAACCAGUUGCUAGGAGCAUCGUGUCCCAUGCCAGCUUCCUUGGUCUCGUGCCGUCCGUCGUCGAGGAUUCGGCUUCAGCCUGUCGCAAGCCCUCGGAUAACGCAAUGAAGGAGACCAAUGAUAUCGCCUCAUUUGUUGACGAUUUGGACACUGAUUCUUUUAGGAGUCAUCCCUUCCGCCGGGGCUUUGUCAAGACUGUUGAGAGCCAGGCAGAAAGUGCCGUUGAUAGAUGCCCUGCAGCGAUCUAA
Parascedosporium putredinis is the source of this 2448-nucleotide messenger RNA. Lineage: Eukaryota; Fungi; Ascomycota; Sordariomycetes; Microascales; Microascaceae. The record is from the annotation of a GenBank genome assembly.